UUUCAUUAUUUUUCGAAUUGUAUUAUGGGCUUCCUGUGGAAAUGAAAUCUGACACCAUGAGCUGAAACAAUGUGCUAGCGUCAUUCGCACUYGUCAAGAUUGACAUUGAGCGGACAAUUUUCACGUGAAAUUCCUUUCUUUGGAUAUGUUGAAGAAAUGCUGUUUAGCUGGUCUUGUGUUUAUGACAAUCCUUACGACUCUUCUGUUAUGGAAUGAAUAUUACUUGGUGAACAACAGCAGGAGAGGAGCAAGAAGAAAGGGUCGAGGGCGAAAAGCGAAAAUAGGAAAAGUAGGUAAAAUUCCUAUCAUUCCCGGUAAACCAUUAGCGAGUAAGAAGGAGUACGACCAAGUCAAGAGCUUCGUACUGUUUAUUGGUUACCCUCGAAGCGGCCACACUCUAGUCAGCACACUGAUCGARGCCCACCCAAACGCUAUUAUCGCCAACGAGUUUGACUUGAUAGGGAAAUGGCAAAACUGGAAGCCACAGAAUCAAAACAAGUAUUUCCUGUUUGACCAGUUYCAUAAGAACUCACACAUGGAGGCCCAAAGAGGUUACAGAACAAAAAGUGGAAAUGCCUUAUUCUCUUUCUAUGUGUCUGGUCAGUUUCAGGGKAAAGUCCAAGGAAAAUUGAAGAUAAUAGGAGCAAAGAAAGGAGGAAGAACGACGAAACUGAUGACAAAAAAGAAACGUAUGAAAACAAUAGAAACUAUCAUGGCGACAGUAAAUGUACCGUUCAAAUUCCUUCACGUAGUGAGAAACCCUUACGAUAACAUUGCUACUAUGCUACUAAGGACGAAGAAGAUGCGUUUGAAUAUGAAGCCUGAUUUUAAGUUGAACGACUCUGAGACAUUGGAUUCAGAGAUUCUUAAAUACUUCAAUUUGGCUUCAAGAAAUCAAUACCUGGCAAAAAAAUACGCCAAGAGUCUGCUAGAGAUUCAAAACACAGAUCUGAUACGAAGACCUAAAGAAAUGCUUAAAAAGAUGUGCAAAUUUCUUGGUUUAACUUGUAGCCAAAAAUACUUAGACGAUUGUGUUAAGAUAAUUUUCAAAAAGCCUUCACAUACAAGGAACAAUGUGGUGUGGACAGUUGAGCAGAAACGAAGAAUUAAACAAGCGAUGAAACGAUAUUCUUUUUUGAAGAGAUUCAGCUUUGAUUCGGACUGAAUUAGCUGUGGACCAUGUGGGACCCGAAACUAAAGCAGAGCAUGUGUGUAGACAGUUGCUCUAGUCCUCAAUGGCCGAUUAGAACUGUAUGUCAGGAACGAUGUGCUAUUGAAAAACAGUUACCAACUUUUAUAGAAAUAGCUGAAAAUGGUCAGYCAGUAAGUUAUAAUGUUGAUACAUCGUGUUCAACACUGCUAUCGAGCUUUAAUUUCGAUACAAUWUUCAUUGAACAAACAAUCGAUCAACAGAUUCUCUUGCACGACUAUGACCUUACGAGAAACAAUAGAAUACAUAAAAAAAUGAUGUAAAUAGCCGACUUGCGAAUUACGCAUCAAUAGUCACAUACAAAGGAAUCAAGACGAGGCGCCGUGCUUUUUUGUGAAAA
Messenger RNA from Exaiptasia diaphana, 1550 nucleotides. RefSeq lists its product as uncharacterized. Lineage: Eukaryota; Metazoa; Cnidaria; Anthozoa; Actiniaria; Aiptasiidae. The coding region runs from base 146 to 1165 and encodes 339 amino acids. The transcript has 4 exons. The record is from RefSeq and is a predicted model, not a curated record. Gene Ontology annotation, molecular function: protein-tyrosine sulfotransferase activity. Gene Ontology annotation, biological process: peptidyl-tyrosine sulfation. Gene Ontology annotation, cellular component: Golgi apparatus.